GAUUCUCUUACUCGCUCGUCAUUGAUACUGUCUCCCUCACACUUUCAGUUUUUCGCAGUUUUCUCGCGUUUUCCGCCGAAUUUCCCAGCGAAAGUGCGUUUUUUGUGACCAGGAAGCGACGCCGCGUCGUUUGGUACUCCUGGUUCAAAACUCUCAAAAUCCGCGUCAGAAAAAGUCGUGCAAAUUCCCCAAAAAAAUCCGGCGAGUUGCGCUCCCAAAUUUUUACUGAGCGUAAUUUGGGCCCCCCUGAGCCACCCGCCAACUUUUGGCACCCCAAAAAUGAGUUUUUCAGUGGAAAAUUAAUUUUUUAAAAUGUUUUCCACACAUUCCACAACACAUGCGCAUGUAGUGGUAAAUUCCACACGUUCCACACUCAACCACCACAAAACGCAGAGUGAGAUGAAGAUAUUUUUCCUCGUACAUAAAAAGGUCCCAAAGGGUUAAUUUACGCCGACACCACACCAGAUAUUGUCGAAAAAACUCAAGUUAAGGCAUCCCGACUCUUCUGGACAAUAAGAAAUCCAGGAAUAACUACAAUGAAGUGGUUAAAAAAGUGGGAAGCAGCCCUCAUUAAGGAGGUACAGCGCUACCCUCAAAUUUGGGAUGACUCUCAUCCGGAAUAUCUCAAUCGAUUUGGCCGGAGGACACUUUUCACGGACAUACAACACAUUCUGUACACUGAGCACAAAUGCCUGGCCAGUGUGGACAAGAUUAUGGUAAAGUGGAGAAAUAUGAGGACAUACUUCCUCUUCCUUUGCAUGAGAUUGGAGAAGGAGAAGAAGGAGGGUGCUGUUGUGCCGGUCAAUUGGGAUUAUUUCGAAGCAAUGUCAUUCAUUAAACCCUCAAUUUUGGAGAUUAAUGAGAUUAAUAAGUCUUCUCUUCAACAAAAUUGGAGACGAAAUAUACAAAAGGCAUUAAAUUAUAAUGAGAAUGAAGCAGCAAAGCCAGCCGGACCAGUAGAACCAUUGAACAACAAGACUGUCGGCGUUCCUGUGAAAUCCCCAGCAGCUGUGGUUGGGAUGAAGCGGCAAAGGAACUCAAGUGAGGAUCCUCUAGAAAUUCUUUCUGCCGUUAAAACAGAGGAAGAUGAAAGAGAUCCUCUACUCCUUUCACCAAGUACUAGUAUCCUUUCGGAUGAUGAUGCAGAUUCACAUGAUUUCCCAUUGGCUUCAUCAGCUGGAAAGGGUCAUUCCACACCAUCCAUGUCAAUGGACAAUAAGUCAGAGGAGCCAGCGGACAAGAAGUCAAAGAAUGAAAAGGAUCUCCUUUUUGAUACUCUCACUAGCAUACUCAAUAAGAGGGAGAAGGAUUGCGUAUCAAAUUACGCAGACUACAUGGCCAGCAGGAUGCAUCGUUGGAAUUGGGAGAAGCAGCGAAAGGCAAUGCGAAUGAUAAAUGAAGUACUGGACAUAAUUGACAAUGAAGAAUAAAUAAAAUUGUGAAAGAAAAUGGAGCUAAAAAAAGAAAUUAAAUGAAAAAUACUUACAGA
Messenger RNA from Lutzomyia longipalpis, 1489 nucleotides. RefSeq lists its product as uncharacterized. Gene Ontology annotation, biological process: regulation of transcription by RNA polymerase II. The coding region runs from base 537 to 1430 and encodes 297 amino acids. NCBI's taxonomy places the organism in Eukaryota, Metazoa, Arthropoda, Insecta, Diptera, Psychodidae. The transcript is spliced from 3 exons. Gene Ontology annotation, cellular component: nucleus; transcription regulator complex. The record is from RefSeq and is a predicted model, not a curated record.